This is a messenger RNA of Jaminaea rosea, 1729 nucleotides long. RefSeq lists its product as hypothetical. The coding region runs from base 415 to 1599 and encodes 394 amino acids. The transcript has a single exon. The record is from RefSeq and is a predicted model, not a curated record. Lineage: Eukaryota; Fungi; Basidiomycota; Exobasidiomycetes; Microstromatales.
UCUGGCCGGACGGCACCACGGAGUUCCUCCACCACUGCAGAGGACAAGGUCGCUUCGACAACGUGGAGCCCGAAGACAGAUACUUGAGCAGGGCCGUCGACUGCCAAAGGGACUUUGCGCAGAGGGUGCCGGAUGAGGGCAUGGUGGGAUUCAGUGUGCCGGGGUGGAUGGAGGGAGUGAGUGGCGAGGAGUGGUAGGCGCUCAAGGAGGUAGAGCUGGAGGAGGCUGCGGUCAGACUCUUCGCGGCCCUCCAAGCAGGCACCACCGAGCUGCAUUCGCAAGCCUUUUGGGACGCCUUGCCCAGCUCUCUCGUUGCGGCCGACCUGCCCGCCUCAGUCUCACUGGAGGAGCUGCCUUCCGGUCUCUUCCGUAGCGAGCUCACGAGAGGCAUCUAUCUUUGCCUGGGCUUCCUCAAUGCCCUCCUCGCGGCGAUCUACACAGGCAAGACCGGCUGGAUUCCGGCUCGCCUUCUCAACCACAUCAUUUCUAUCCUUCAGGCCAUCCACGACUCUCGCACAUUCUUCUACUCUACACUUACUGGGUGCGAUCACUUCAAGUUCUUUCUUCUUUGGAUUUGGAAGCCAUCUGGAGAGAGCGAGGAGAAGGACGCCAAGACGAUGGCGAGCGCACCUCAAAAGGACUUCACCGAAGGCUCGACUCCUGACGGGGAGCUCGACCUCUGCGGCGGCACCAGCAGCAGCGCGAUCUCUGCCCCGUCCACCUCUUCACUCUGAGCCCACGCUAAUUGAACUCUGGAGAGAAGUGACAAUGUGGCUGUCUGGCUGGUACGUGCUCGCGAACUCAGAGAGACUGAGAGACUCACGGUUGCUGUAUUACACGCUCACGCUCCUCUUUACCCGUCUCUUGUGCUCAGCAAACGCCGCUUCAAGCUCAGGAGGGGAUUGCCGUCGCCAAGCCAACGUCCAAGGAUCUUGCGUCUACACUCCGCCGCAAUAUCCUGCAGUCACGGUUCUCAGCAUUGAACGAUCCAGAUCGGAUGUCUCCCGUUGCGGCACUUCUUCUCUCCUCGCUGUCCAUCAUAAGCAAGAGACGAGGCGUUGCCGUCGCAUUGUCACAGGUGAUCGAACAAUGUCCAUCAACGCCCCAACUCAACCACCAACAACAGCAGCUGAACUCGCCGGCGGGCAGUCGCUAGCUUCCGCUCUUGCGGAGCUGGCCACUAACAGCAUCCCGGGCGAGGAGGAGGAGAAGAUUGAAGAAGAGGAUGAAAGCGACUCGGAGUAUGAAGAAGAGGAGCCAGAAGACGUUGACGGUUCCAAGGUCAAGAAGGGGCCCUACGGCGACAAGAGGGUCCACAAAGAUGGCCGCUCCGAAUACUUCCUCUGCUCCCGCGGUGAGCCCAGGUUCGCCAACGUCGAGCCAGGCACUCCCUCCUUCGUACGAGCAGUCCUCUGCCAGCAAGACCUGGCUGAUGAGGUGUCGAUGCCGGGGACGGCGGGGUUCAACGCGUGGGAGUGGAUGAAGGGGGUGACGGAGGAAGAGUGGGAAGCGGUCAAGGGGAUCCAGCUGGCACCGGCCGGGGUGAGGCUGAUGGCAGCCCUCGACGACGGCGAGGACGUUCAUCCACGGGCAUUCUGAGACGCCAUGCCAGAGCCUCUCCUCGCCACGGAUCUGCCCUGGACCAGCAUGCAGGAACUCCCCUCAGGCGUCUGGCAGAAUACCAAGACUGGAGGGAUUUAUUUGCUGGUUGGCUUCCUGAGAGAACUUC